AUGGUUCUGCCUGAUUUUGACGCUGUCAACCUAGAGUCCAAGAGGUUGCUGGAUGCCGGCCUGGAGACUGUGGUGUUUCAGACGCCACCACAGAGCAACGACCAUUUUGAGGCAAGCGGCCGUUUCAUCGCCCUGCACACCGGCCACUUUGAGAGCAUGUGCCGGCACCUGCUGGGCGACUCGGCCGCCAUGGAAGCCCUGCGGGGGCUGGACGCUGACCUGCUGUUUCUGGAUGUUGCCUUCCCCUGCGGCCAAGCGAUCUCGGAGCUGCUGGGCAAGCGCGUGGUGCUGUUUUCCCCCGUCGACAUUGUGGACCCCUUCUGGAGCCGGUUUGGCCGCCUGCCUUACUCGCCAGCCGUCCACGCCGCUCUCGGGUCCGGCCUGGUUCACCCCAUGACCUGGCGGGAGCGAGCGACCAACGCCCUGCUGUCGCCCCUCAUGUUCUGGCUGGGCUCCUCGGUGGCGCGAGCCUCCGCCCAGCGCAUCGCCCGCGACUUUGGCCUGCCUGGCGCCGGCGACCCACGCGACGCGUUCCGCGGCUCGCGCCUGCUGCUGGUCAACGCGGCAGACGGGUUGGUGGGCCCACUACUGGUGGGCGGCGAGCCCAAACCGCUGCCAGCCGACCUGGCCGCCAUCCUGGAGGGUGCUGGGCCCAGGGGUGCGGUGUAUGUGAGCUUUGGCACCACCUUCCGCCCCUCCAGCUGCGACGUGGUGCGGGGCCUGGCGGCGGCGCUGUCCGCCCUCAACCGCACAGUGAUCUGGGGGCUCAACCCAGCCCGCCUCCCAGCCGCCUGCCCUUUGGACGUGUCCAUCCUGCCCGCCAGCAUUCACAUCAUGGAGUGGGUGCCUCAGGCAGAUCUGCUGGGGCACGCGCAGAUCAAGACCUUCCUGUCGCAUGCGGGAGUCAACAGCAUCUAUGAGGCCCCGUACCGUGGCAAGCCGCUGGUGUGCAUGCCCUUGGCCGCCGAUCAGUUUGAUGGCUGCGCCAAGGCGGUCAAGGGAGGCUGGGGCCUGCAAUUCAAAAAGGAGGAGCUCAGCCCCGCGACUGCCCACCGGCUAACAGCCAGGUUGGAGCAGGCGUCGGCCGAGGGGUCGCCGCUCGCGCAGCGUGCAGCGGUUGUCGGUGCCAUGCUGAAGGCGCACUCGCGCCCGGCGCUGGAGCUGGCAGCAGACUGGGUUGAAUAUGCGCUGGCGCUGCCGCAAGAUGCUGACCUGUCUGAUCCCGCCAUGGCCAUGCCCAUGUGGAAACGGUACUGCCUAGACGUGUAUGCGGCGGCGGCGGCCGCGGUGGUCGCAGUGCUUGGCAGCGCCACGCUGGUGCUGCGGGCAGGCGGGCGUAUGGUGUGGCGAUGGCUGACGGCCGGCCGGCGGAGUCACGGCAAGACUGAAUGA
Chlorella variabilis is the source of this 1392-nucleotide messenger RNA. RefSeq lists its product as hypothetical. NCBI's taxonomy places the organism in Eukaryota, Viridiplantae, Chlorophyta, Trebouxiophyceae, Chlorellales, Chlorellaceae. The coding region runs from base 1 to 1392 and encodes 463 amino acids. The record is from RefSeq and is a predicted model, not a curated record. Gene Ontology annotation, molecular function: UDP-glycosyltransferase activity. The transcript is spliced from 9 exons.